Messenger RNA from Gavialis gangeticus (Gharial), 6679 nucleotides. RefSeq names its product potassium voltage-gated channel subfamily C member 4 (gene KCNC4). Gene Ontology annotation, molecular function: delayed rectifier potassium channel activity; protein binding. NCBI's taxonomy places the organism in Eukaryota, Metazoa, Chordata, Crocodylia, Gavialidae. Gene Ontology annotation, biological process: protein homooligomerization; potassium ion transmembrane transport. The coding region runs from base 1632 to 3419 and encodes 595 amino acids. The record is from RefSeq and is a predicted model, not a curated record. Gene Ontology annotation, cellular component: voltage-gated potassium channel complex; neuronal cell body membrane; axon. The transcript has 4 exons.
CCCAAGCAGCCCCAAAAUAUGGAUGUGCCUCUGCCCUCCCCCUGGAGCAGCCCUCUGCUUCUCUGAGCUGCCCCCCUUCCCCGAAGCGCACAGACACACACGCACACUUGCCUUCGGAGAACCCCUCCCUUGCUGGAUCCCUGCCUGGGAAGGUGGAGAGAGAGCAAGAGAGAAGCAAAGAAGCAACAGAUCUCUGUGCCCCCAGCCUGUGAAGCCAGGAGCCAGCACCUGCCGGGUGAUGCAAGAAGAUACCUGGGGUGGGAGAGAGCUGCACCAGCCCCUGAGCUGCGACCUUGCUCUGUUUGUACCCCCGCUCCGUGCUGCCGAUGCAAAAAGUGAUCGUGAGCCGCCAGCGACUGAUACACAGCCAGCCUGUAGAUCCCACCCAUUCAUGCUACUGAGAUCGGCUUGGUGCUGAAACCCAACCCUGGAUCAGAGAGGAGAGGCAGAGAGAGGGGGCAAGUCUGCUGACAAGUGUGCAUACGUCUCCUCGACCUAAAACUGACACCGCCCAGAGACCCUGCAGUGUCCCAAGGGCCCACCUUGGGUCAGAAGCUCCCCUGGAGAGGAAAAUCUAUCCAUCCUUUCUGAGUUGGGUGUUUCUUUCUCAAAAUAAAGCCAGUGUGCCCAUGGGUCUGGUGGUCUCGGAUGGGAAGCGGAUUCAAUGGAGUGUCUGAAAGCAGAUGAAGGUGCCAUAGAGGAGACCAAAACCAGUCCCUCUUGAUUUUGGGGACGCCACCUUUGCCUUGGUCAGGAGCAACUGGUGAUGUGCUUUCUACUCUACUUCCCAGAGCAGCGCGAUAAGCAGGGAUCUCUCUUGCAGGCAGGAGCCAGUGCAUGAAAACGGUUUAGUCCGCGUUAUUUUGUGGAGGGAAAUAUAACACAAGGAAAGAAACACUCUAAAUAUAGACAAGACCAGGUAUCGAUAACUGUGUGUGUGUGUGUGUGUGUGUGUGUGUGUGUGGUGUGCGUGCAUGUGUGUGCAAGUAAAGAGGGCUUGUCUUGCGGUGUAGAUUUGAAUCAUUUCCCUUCGGGUUCUUUCAAACUUUCAAAUUUAUUUUGAACCAGGGUGAAGCUCUCAAGUCUACUUUGGAAAGAGUCUGUUUUGGAUUUUUGUGUGUGUGCGCCGCUGACACAAGCCAAGGGGGGAGGCAGAUACUUCAGCAGCAGCAGCAGCAGGAGAAAAAGUAUUUCAUUUUUGUUCUCAAGAUUUUGUUUUGUGAAUCAUCUUCCCUCGGUGAGAUACACACAGAUUUUUGUUCCCUUAAUGAAGAGAUCAAAGUGCCUUUGCUAUUAGUUUCCCGGCUGUGGAGCAGUGGCACAACCCUCCAUCGCUGCUCUGCUCUCUUCCCAGUGCGGAUUUACUUGUUGCUGCUUGGUGGAUUUGGAGCAGGGGACCUGGGUCUUUAGAUCUGAUCUCCUUCCUCUGCCGUCUCCCUCUGAAGCAACCACCUGUGCACAGCAGCCCCCUCUUCCCGAGAGGGCUCGAUGAGGCAAGCGCCGGGCAGAGCCAUCUGAGGUUGGGGAGAGAGAAAUCUGAGCUCCCCCCUGGCUCUCCCCCACCUCUCUUCCCUCCCAGCUCCUUGCCAGAGGAAGGGUGUUUAGAGGGCAUCUCCCGUCCACCUAAAUCUAUGAUCAGCUCGGUGUGUGUUUCAUCGUACCGUGGGCGUAAGUCUGGGAACAAACCACCCUCCAAAACAUGCCUGAAGGAGGAGAUGGGCAAGGGGGAAGAGUCGGACAAAAUCACCAUCAAUGUAGGGGGGACCAGGCAUGAGACUUACAAGAGCACCCUGCGCACCCUGCCCGGUACCCGUCUGGCAUGGUUGGCUGACCCCGAUGCCCAGAGCAACUUUGACUUUGAUGGCAAGAGCAACGAGUUCUUCUUUGACCGCCACCCUGGCAUCUUCUCCUACGUGCUCAACUAUUACCGCACGGGCAAGCUGCACUGUCCUGCUGACAUCUGCGGGCCCCUCUUUGAGGAGGAGCUGACCUACUGGGGCAUCGACGAGACCGACGUAGAGCCCUGCUGCUGGAUGACCUACCGCCAGCACCGGGAUGCUGAGGAGGCGCUGGACAUCUUUGAGAGCCCUGAGCCUGGGGGAGGAGCAGGGGGAGAGGAGGCAGAGGAGGAAGGGGGCAGGGACAUGACCCUCCAGCGCCUAGGCAUGGAUGACAGGCCACCAGGGGCUGCUGGAGCUGCAGGAGGGGGAGGAUGCUGUCGCAGUUGGCAGCCCAAGAUGUGGGCACUCUUCGAAGAUCCCUACUCAUCCCGAGCGGCAAGGGUAGUUGCCUUUGCCUCGCUUUUCUUCAUCCUGGUUUCCAUUACGACCUUCUGCCUGGAGACACACGAGGCCUUUAACAUAGACGUCAACGUGACUGAAACACUGGUGGUUGGCAAUACCACUACAAUCCUGCUGACACGCAAGGUGGAGACGGAGCCCAUCUUGACCUACAUUGAGGGAGUCUGUGUCCUGUGGUUCACCCUGGAGUUCCUGGUACGCAUUAUUUGCUGCCCAGAUAAGCUGGUCUUCAUCAAGAACCUACUCAACAUCAUUGAUUUUGUGGCCAUCUUGCCCUUCUAUCUGGAGGUAGGCCUCAGCGGCCUGUCCUCCAAAGCUGCAAGGGACGUGCUGGGCUUCCUGAGGGUGGUCCGUUUCGUCCGGAUCCUGAGGAUCUUCAAGUUGACACGACACUUUGUGGGGCUUCGGGUGCUAGGCCACACGCUCCGGGCUAGUACCAACGAGUUCCUGCUGCUCAUCAUCUUCCUGGCCCUAGGGGUCUUGAUCUUCGCUACCAUGAUCUACUAUGCCGAGAGGAUUGGGGCCAAGUCAUCGGACCCCAGAGGAGGUGAUACGCACUUUAAGAACAUCCCCAUUGGGUUCUGGUGGGCAGUCGUCACCAUGACAACACUGGGAUACGGUGACAUGUACCCCAAGACCUGGUCAGGCAUGGUGGUGGGGGCACUGUGCGCGCUCGCUGGGGUGCUCACUAUUGCCAUGCCAGUGCCCGUCAUCGUUAACAACUUUGGAAUGUAUUACUCACUGGCUAUGGCCAAGCAAAAGCUCCCAAAGAAGAAGAAAAAGCAUAUACCCCGCCCAGCCCCACUGGACUCCCCCGCCUACUGCAAGUCUGAGGAUAACUCGCCCCGCAGCAGCACACAGAGCGACACUUGCCCCCUGGCAACAGAGGAGGUGGCAGAGAGGAAACGAGCAGACUCCAAGCAGAACGGCGAUGCCAAUGUGGUGCUGUCAGAUGAAGAGCAGCCCCUGUCACCAUCCAACGAGGAGAAAAAGCCCAUGAGACGCUCCAGCACCAGAGACAAGAACAAGAAAGCGGCUACGUGCUUUCUGCUGACUGCUGGGGACUUCUCCUGUGCAGCUGAUGGUGGCAUCCGGAAAGAUGGGAAACAGAGGGAUUAAGGCCAACAUACUCCAAAAAAUUACGCACCUAACUCCGCUUUAGGCAAGUGAUUCCCUUUGCCUAAGUAAUUUUGAGGAUCUAGGUCAAAGUGACUUGCCAAGGUCACCCAGGGAGUCUAUGGUGAAGCAGAGAGCCGAACCCAGGUAUCCUGGGUCCUAGGCUAGACUGGACAGAACAUGCUUCCUUUCUGGAAGGCCUCUAUUGGAAAUGGAGAUCCCACUGGCUGAACGUUACCUUCUCCUCUCCACAAGCAGAGACCGCUCUGCUGCGUGGGAUCUGAGUUAGCAGGGGUUACACUCCCCGUUUUCCACUGCAGCUGUUCUUCUGGCAGUGCUAACCAAAGGGUGUUUCAUCUCACGCAUUCCUAGCAUGCAACCCAGAGGAAGCAAUAUUGUUAUCAGAUGGACACGGAUUAGUAUGGGAAAGGUGGAUGCCCAGCAGCUGCUCGUGACAUUGCACACAGCUGCAGCUCAGGAAAGGUCCUGAAUACCUGUUCAUCUGAGUGCACUGCAAUGUCAUAUUCAAGCAGUUGUCACCAAAGCCAAGUCAGUGGGUGGCUCCGUGGCAGCAGUUCUAAAGCCGCUUUACAUUCAUACAUCUCAUUCAUGUCUCCUUCAGAGCGCGGUUCCUCUAUGAAGUGCCUAUUUUGAGCCAACAAUACAAUGUCCUUGAGCUGCAUACAUGAAAAGCCAGGUCCAACUCCCCACCCGAGACCCAGACCCAGCAUUUGCACAGAGUCUUCUUUAUUGAACCCAAACAACUCCUGAGAAGCCUGUGAAUGUCUGCAAUGUUGUAUCCCACCACUAUGAUAAAGAAAAUACUUCUCUGGAUGGCUGGGAAACAGAGGGCAUAGCCUGCGGAUCCAGUAUUUUUCCUGGGCAUCCCAGCUGCCUUUGCAAAUUCCUGUUCAUAAGUAUGUGCUCAACUUCAAGCACCCGCUUGGCCUCCUUGCACUUUUAUAGGGCAGGGUUGCCCUCUUGAAGGCCCUAUGCAAAGAUUUCAUAUCAGACCCCUCCCUAUUCUUUACCAGACAAUCAUACCAACAGCAGCCAUGAAAUCAGGCAGUUUCAUAGCUGCUAAUUCAGUGGGUGGGGUGGGGUGGGGAUCCAUGAUCAACUCAGGCCCCUGCCAGUUGCAUGCUUUGUUCUGGCCUAAUACCCCCCACGACCCCAUGCUUAAAAGUAGGCACAUCCUCACAUCCUUUGGCCAUCUGGCCAAAUAAUAACAAUACUAAUUUGUAGCAAUGAGGUGACUAGGGUGAUUCCAAAAUGUACUGCACCAUUGGCGCGGAUUGGGCGGUGUUUUCUCACGCAUGCUGGGAAGAGCAAGACUUAUAUGGUCACCUAAUAUCCUUAGUUAUUUUGUUCAGUGUGUUAGCUGGGAUUAUAUAUACAGGGGCCUUGAAUAGCCUUUGUUCCCUGGGGGAUCUUCUCCCCUGUUACAUCUCCUGACUACAAUUAAUAGCAGUUCCCUCCUCAAACCUCAUGUUGCUUCCCUGCAUGUAACUUGCUAGGUAAUGGACCCCAGGGAUUGCCAGCUAGUAUUUACCAUCCCCAGAAGCUUCAUUCAGACUGCUGUGAAUGCAUGGGCAUCUGGGAUCUGAGCCUAGCUCAGCUGAAGCAGGGAGUUGUCAGUACAAACAUGGAAUGAGCUCCAGAGGAUGCACAGCUACACGGCAUGGUCCCUGCAGGCUCUUUGCUGGCGUGGUAACCUACCCAGCCUCAGGCUUCCUUGGCCAAGGAGAGGAUGCUGUGGGUCUGCAAAGGGUGAUGGUUUUCUGCCUCGUGCAAUCCUGAAUGGUUCCUCAAGUGUAUUUUUACUGUAACUCGCGGUCACAGUAUUCAACCAUUUCCAUACUAGAGUCUCAGCCAAGGUAAGAAUAGUUCAGUGCUCACUGGUAGCUUACUCCUUGGACCUGCCAUGGUGCUCAACAAGGGUGGCGAUGCUCUACAGAGCCCCGGGGACAACAGUCCCAUAUUCAACCCCAGGAAUAGUCGGUCAGGGUGGUGUCAGCAUUUCCUUUAUCCCUUGUCUUUCUCUGACUCGUCCAAACUCAAACUACCACAUAUUUUGUCUGGGUGGUUUCAGUGUUCUCCUGCCUUUAGAAAGCUGAGGAAAUGGUCCUUGCUUUUCCCCUUGGAAGCCUCUCAGUGCCUGCAUCCACCAGCCCACGGCUCUCAUUCUCUUGCUCUCUUUAUUCAUUUCAACAGUAAUAAUCAUGAGUCGGAAGUGCGGAAAGGAAAAGCUGUGCAAUGGUGUGUUUAAUACCUGUAUCCUUUAAACACAGAGAGCUGCAAAGAUGUCCUCUCUUCUAAUUAUCCCCAAGCUGAGGUUGUCACCUUCUCAUAAGGCUUUGGUCCUGUGACGACAGGCAGAGAGACAGAGAGAGCAAAGAAACUUUAGCAGGGCAUGUUUGCCUGUCCUGAAGCCACUGGCAAGGCUCUUUUGCUGUGCAAGACUGAAAAUCCUUGUUUUUGCAGGACUCUUGAACCCCCCGUGACUCUCAUGGAAGCUGGGAUUUGCUCAGACAAUUUUCCUGUUGUAAAUGUACACAGGGCAGAGGGGUGGGAGGGGGGAGUCACUCUCCGUGCUGUAACCCAACUUGUUGUGCAUGUGUUGUACAAUAGUCUGUCUGAUGUGUACCAUGAUCCCCCACAUUGCCAAUGCCAUUAUGGACACCUGUGCUGUACUGUUCCAGUAACAACCCCCCUCCCCCUUUUAACUCGUUGACUGCCCUGUUGGCCGCCGUGACUGCUGUCAUUCUGCUGUAGUAACUUAGACGGUGCCUGGAUCCCAUCGCAGAUGAUCACCGCUGGGCGCCGGAUGCUCAUCAAAGACACUCGCCUGCAGGCUCCAUCAGUGCUCUGACUGUGUUCAUCCGCCAAACAGUAGCUGUGGACUAUUUUUUUUAAACUCCAUGAUGUUUGCUACUCCCUUCUCCACUGUACAGAUUCCUCUUCUGGACGAGACUGCUCGUGGGAGUGUUUUGGGAGGGUUAAAGCCAUUGGAUGACUGCUCCUGAGGUGUGCGGAAAGGAGAAGCAAUACUAGAAUAGCUAAUGGAUGAGUGCAAUAGCAGAGAUGGGGUGGACCCACUGGCCUAGACCGGCCAGUUUCUUUUUAAUGCUGUUACAUUUCUUUGUGACCAAGGCAAUACCAACCCCAUUACCUUAUGUCCUGUGCGCAUGCGUCUACCUGUCAAGCAGUACUAGAGUUCCAAUAAAGAGACCUGAGAGCUGAAAUGCAGCUCUUGUACCUGA